This is a messenger RNA of Ambispora leptoticha, 342 nucleotides long. NCBI's taxonomy places the organism in Eukaryota, Fungi, Glomeromycota, Glomeromycetes, Archaeosporales, Ambisporaceae. The record is from the annotation of a GenBank genome assembly.
GUCUUAAAAAAUAGAAAGCCAACAUUAGUACAAAAAGAAAUUAUGGCUGAAGCAGUAAUUAACCUAAAGAAGCUACAAUUCACUCAUAUAAUUGAGAAACAAGCAAUCUAUAUAAUUAAUAGUGUUAUUACUCCUCGCCUUCUAUACCAACUAUACUCUUUCUUUCUAUCAGCUGCACAAACAAAUACUCUUAACAAAACCUAUAUUCAACUAAUCAAAAAUAAAGCAAAACUAGCACGAGGAGUUCCUAACUCCUUUAUAUUCAACCCAGACAUUUAUGCAAUAAACAACUUAGCUCAAGCCCAGCUUUCAUCAUUAGUACUGACACUUCAAAAAACUUAA